CGGUUAGCCAUCCCUAGAAGGUCUAAAUGAAUAUUCCCAUGGAACGGAUUGGGAUUAAAUGGUUGGCAUGCAUGCAGCAUGGGUGUUUAAUAUGUAAAACGCGAAGGAUUAUCAUUCACGAACGAAUCGCGAUGACGGCCUAAUUUAUAGUAAUUGGUGUUUUAGGAUUUAAAAAAUAGAGCGUUCUCCUUGAGCCACGUACAUACUGUGAUUGCCUACGCGGUAUAAUCGUGUAAUUUGGAUGAUGCAUUGUAUGUAUAUUCUAAAAUGAUUUUUAUACAAUAGGCUUCAUAUCGGUGCCAACUUUCAUUCAGGAGUGACGUAAUACAAAAUUGCGCUCCGUUAGGCAACCUAAAAUAUUGCGCUACACCACUGUUUUUAAUAAAUGCAAAGCAAUUGCCGUAUGUGGUCAACUGAUAAUACCAGCACCGUUUUGAUUGAGACAGCAUCAUUGCCUGUCUUGGGUUACGCAUGGGAGCUCAUCUUGAUAAAUCAGUCAAUGUCCGAUUUUUGUUUUCAGUGAAUCUCCGUUUGGAUAUUUUGUUACAAUUAGGCUGGGAAAUAUUAGGAGAGAUGUGGCGAAGAGCUAUGCAGAGGUGAGGGUUACAGGAGGAGAUUCGUCUCUCCACAUCCGGACUCCUCGGGGCCUGCUAAUCGUGGAGCUGCCAGCAGGGGUCAGCCUCGUGGAGGGCUCCUGCAGGGAGGCACCUGAAAGAGGAGAUGAGAUACACUUCAGAAUGCGCCUCAAUGUGGACCAGCACACAGAUGACACAGGGGCCCUGGGGAGUGUGAUGGAGAGGCUGCAGGUCCGUGAGAGUUAUUCCUUCCACUGCCAGUCCUGUGGGACCAGGGUGCUGGAGGAGAGGGUGUUCAAGCGAGUGCUCCCUCUCCCCAACUGCAACUGGAGCUCCCUGGUGGAUGACUGGUGCUGCCAUCCGGACCCCUUUGCCAACCUGAAGCUGCUGCCCCGAGCGGAGGACUGUUUACUGGGCGACACUCACUUCCUUGUGCCCCUGGAUAGAGGCUGUGAGGAGACUCUCACCCAGGAGCUCAGCCCCAUCACCAACAAAAUGGCUGAGGGUCAAAAUCAGGACACACCGAAACCCAACCGCAGGCGUACGCUUGUCUCCUGUAAAAGCUGCACAGCCGGCCUGGGAGAGGUUGUGGCACCAGGGACCUUGAAACUCUACAUCACAGAGGUGACGGUGAGACCCAGUGUGGGAGACAGCCAGUUUGAUACCUCUCCAGACAGGUCACUGUUCCUGGAACAGACAAUUGCUGCCAGACUGGUGGAGCUGUCCUCCUCACAGAGCGUGUUUCGUUUCUCUAUCCAGGCAUCAGAUGGAAAAGCCUUCAUAUUGCUCUGGCUCCUGAACAGCGACUCCCUCAUUGCCUCGUUCUCUGCCACUCCGUCAUCGACUGUCAGAGGUGAUGCUGUCACAUCUCCCGGCCACCGCCAGUGUUCUGAGUAUCAAUCACCCACUGAGGCUGGCAGCGCCGUCAAAGUUCUCUAUCUCCCCUGUUCUCUCUCUGCCAGCACACACCAGGAUGUUGUAGACACCUGGGAGAAGGACAUCGGUGUCCACCCCCUAGAACUGCCCCUGACCACGUGCCAGGAGCUGUUGUCGGUGCUGACAGCCAGUACUUCCUGUCUCCCUCCGUCGCUGCAUUCCAUGAACUCCUACCAGGUGGCGUACAUGAGACUGUAAUGUCAGAGGUCAAGAGCCAUGGAUCCACUCAUCUUUCCUAGAGGGAGGAUCAGCAGAAGAAACACUGGAACACUAGAGUACAGUUACUUAUCUGUCUUAGGCUGUGUUCAAGACGCACGUAAUGGAAAACCAAGUUCCAUUGCCCAAGUUCAGCUGGUGCAUACCUCCGAGUCGAGCGUUCUCCUCCUAAAAGAACGAUCAUUCCUUUAUACGUUUUGAAAAGGUUUCUUCAAUUUGGUCCUACUGAACAUGACCCUGAUAGCUGCUGUAAUGCAGA
Oncorhynchus keta (chum salmon) is the source of this 1986-nucleotide messenger RNA. RefSeq names its product ubiquitin protein ligase E3D (gene ube3d). Lineage: Eukaryota; Metazoa; Chordata; Actinopteri; Salmoniformes; Salmonidae. Gene Ontology annotation, molecular function: cyclin binding; ubiquitin protein ligase activity; ubiquitin conjugating enzyme binding. The transcript is spliced from 10 exons. Gene Ontology annotation, biological process: protein autoubiquitination; protein polyubiquitination; proteasome-mediated ubiquitin-dependent protein catabolic process. The record is from RefSeq and is a predicted model, not a curated record. The coding region runs from base 738 to 1709 and encodes 323 amino acids. Gene Ontology annotation, cellular component: nucleus; ubiquitin ligase complex; cytosol.